GAUAUUAUAAGAGAGACAUAUGUACAUAUUAAAGGCAUCAUUAAUUGGAAAAAAUAAUCCUUUGAUAUGAUAACCUGAAUAUCUAAACAAAAAGAAGACUCCUUUCUGUAUUCUUUGUUUUGACGAACAAUCGUUUCGACGUUUUAUGUAUCUACUGCAACGUAAUGGAAUGUAACGGUCAUAAUGAAUAUGUAGAAGAGAUAGAAUUUCAAAAUAAUUACUUUGAGUGUAUCAUAUGUUUUGAUAAAUUUUGUGGACAAAAGUGUAUAAAACUUAAAAAUUGUGGACACAUAUAUUGCAAAAAUUGUAUAUCUGAAUAUAUUACUAUAAAAAUUAAGGAAGAUAAUGUAACUGGCAUUACUUGCCCUGAUUUAAGCUGCAAUCUUGAUAUUACAAUUAAUGAAGUUAAAAGACUUUGUCCAGAAUCAUUUUCACAAUAUGAAAAAGCUUUACUACGUGUGUCAUUGAAUUCUAUGAAAGACAUAAUCUUUUGUCCGAGAAUGUCAUGUCAAUGUCCAUCUGUGAAAACUUAUGAUGACACACUAGGAAUUUGUAGCAAAUGUGACUAUACAUUUUGUACUUACUGUUAUAAGGUAUAUCAUGGGGUUGAACCGUGUGCUAUGUCUUCAGAUAGCAGAUUAAAACUUAUUGAAGAAUAUAAAAAUGGUAGUAAACGUGAAAGAAAACAAUUAGAAGCAAAAUAUGGUAGAAAACAGAUACAAAGAGUUGCAGAAGAAUAUUUAACACAAGAAUAUAUAAAAACAAAUACCAAGUCAUGUCCAAAUUGUGGAACCAUAGCCGAAAAAAAUGGAGGAUGCAACAAAAUGACCUGCAAUUAUUGUCAAGCUUCUUUUUGCUGGCUUUGUGGAGAGCAUAUUAAUACACAAAAUCCAUAUGACCAUUUCUUGUCUGGCAAUACUAAUUGUUAUCGACAAUUAUUUGAGCAAGAAGAAAAUAUUUAACUAUAACAUAAAGAAGGAAUAUAUUUUUAUUAAAUGAGAAUUAGCAUGUAAGUUCAGUUUAAAUGUUAUUGUAUGAUUAAUUAAAAUAUAUACAAUAUGUAUAAAAUAGAAUAUUUUACAUAUUUACUAUUUUUAAUGUUGUAAAGCAUCUUUUGGCAUAUGAACCUCAACAGUAGCUUCUGUUACAAACUGUUCAGCGAUAACAGAGACUGUUAAUUCAUCUCCCUGGCAAUGUACUAUGUUAUCUAAAAAUAGUUAUAAAUGUUAUGAGACUUUUAA
Molecule: messenger RNA, 1241 nt
Organism: Bombus impatiens (common eastern bumble bee)
Lineage: Eukaryota; Metazoa; Arthropoda; Insecta; Hymenoptera; Apidae
Product: E3 ubiquitin-protein ligase RNF14
Exons: 4
Coding region: 165-962 (265 amino acids)
Biological process (GO): ubiquitin-dependent protein catabolic process; protein polyubiquitination; positive regulation of proteasomal ubiquitin-dependent protein catabolic process
Cellular component (GO): ubiquitin ligase complex; cytoplasm
Molecular function (GO): ubiquitin protein ligase activity; ubiquitin conjugating enzyme binding; zinc ion binding
Source: RefSeq, a predicted model, not a curated record